AUGGCCCGCCUGGAAAUACCGAGCAUAGUGGUGCACAAAGGCAGCAGGUCGCAGAGUCGACCUGAGAGUCCUACAGCGGUGUGUGGAGGUCUGGUCUCCCUGCCCUCCGGCAGGCACAGUCUCCUGGUUGGUCCAACCACCAGUGUCCCGUACUCGAGCCUGCACGAGUCGGACAUGAUAGACGGGAAUGCUAACGCCACCGUCGUUACCACCCCUGCGUCGAAUUCGUUACGCCGUCCCUCGCCCUCCUGCCCCAACGAAAAAUCGGACACUGAUAACAAACAUUUUCGAAGUAGGGCAAGUACGAAGGUAAAACUGCUGGUCAGAAGUCAUGCGAUGAGAGAAUCGGCAUCUCCUCCACGCGAACCGCACCACAGCGGUCCAUCUUCGCCGCACAGCCCUCCGUCCCUCGAUGGCGAGAAGAAGUUCACCGGAGGACUCGCGGCGAACAACGGUGGCUCGAAGCAACUCAACAACAACGAGCCUACCUUCAACAGCAACAUCUCCACUCAGUCCCCCAAACAGAUGCGCAAUUCAGCUACCUCGCCGACGUGUCGAGCUCCCUCACGAAAUGGUCAGUCUAGUCCUUCUCAGGCCCAUUCACCAAAGAGUACCACCUCGCCGACUACCGGCAAUAAAUCCGAAAGUCGAGGCUCGAAGACCAGCACAAACCUCGUCUCCAAGUGCAAUAACUGCGCGAAGAACAAUCAGGCCGACAAGUCCGGACUCCUUCAGACUCCGGUCUCACCGUCCAGGACCGGUCAGGCCCUGCAACACUCGCCGAAGAGUACCAGCCUUGCUCCGAACAAUCAUCCCAAGAACGAGCAACGGAACAGGCCGAACACCCUAAACGUUUGCAACAAUCAAUGCUCGGCGCAAUGUGGGAACACCCUGGCUGUUGGUAGACCUGGCUCCAGGCACAAGCUUCGACACCAGAACUCUUCGCAGGGGAGCUUCGACAGCGCUUCGCCGUGUCUCUCCAGAGAUAACAGCACGGAACUGUACACCGACAGUACAGGAAUCGACUUGGAGCAGUUCAUAGCGGAGACCAUAAAUCGCAACCAGAAGGACCGGACUGUGCUCCUGAAGAUCGAAAAGGACCUCAUCGAGUUUGCCAAGGACAGGCAGAAGGUCUGCCACAAGUUUCCUAACAUGUCUUCUUACAAUCGGAUGUUGGUUCAUCGAGUGGCUGCUUACUUCGGCAUGGAGCAUAAUGUCGAUCAGUCCGGUCUUAGUGUCAUCGUGACAAGGACGAAGAACAUGCGAAUACCCGACACGCGAUUUAAGGAGCACAUCAGGGACGACUUGAUCUUGACCGAAGAGCCUCGGAGGAGCAUUCUCAAGAGGGACUCCAGCUCCUUCGAAGACAGCUUUAACUUUAAAUCCCCCGACAGGCUGUCUGGGGAGUAUUGUCGGCGCAGUAAGAGUUUCGAGGAACGCGAGGAGGAGUACGAGAGAGCCAGGAGGAGGAUAUUCAAGGAUAGCAGCGGAGAGAACAGCGGAGUCUCCUACUGGCCCUAUUGGUCUUCCUCUGAGAUCUCCGAUACCUCAGCAAGGUAUCGUUUACUACACCCAUCGGACCACUCAAUCAGACAAACUAGGCUUUUCAAGGGAGAAUCCUUCGACGGACGGGAAAGUCUUCGUGCUGGCAUUCAGAGGCCUUCGGUCUCAAAGUCCUUCAGCUUCGGUGGUUACACUAGAGGCAUGCUAUCGAGGGGUGACAGCGUGACAUCGACUCAUAGUGCUGGUGCUCGCCUCACAAAGCAAGAUUCAGGUGCUAGCAUGUGUUCUCGGCUGAGUCCUUCGAGCAGUGGGUACAAGUCUCAGAGCCAACGAAGCGAUGCCACGAUCUCACCAUCACCAUCACCGUCACCAGUGGCAGCGAUGAGCUGCAACCACUCUCAGCUUUCUAGUCAAGAUCUGGCCUCUCCGGAGCCAAAUGGCCAAACGGUUAUGUGGGCAGUGACGAGCAUCUCGAGCGUUCCUGCCGGCAGCAUAAUCAUUAAUCCCCAAACAAACCAGCCCUACACAAACCCGGAUGGCUCGGUCUAUCGAUUCGAUCCUGACAACCCACCGAAGCUCUGUGUCGAGGAGCAUGACUCUCCAACUCCACUUCCUCGACGUGGAGACCCCACGGAUGGCUCCUCCAGGCCCUCCGGCUGCUCACGUAGCGAAAGUAAGAGACGUUCCCAGGGAAAGAAUCACGCAUCGGCUGGGAAUUCCACCCAUGUGACGAAUUCCUCGACCUCCCCAAGUCUACCGUUUACGCCGCCGCCUCCACCUCCGCCCCCGCCCCCGCCGCCCUCGUCGUCGCAAAACCAAGCAAACCAAUCUCUAGUCAAGGACUCCCCAGCGCAGGCCCAGAUCUGCAACAAUGGCUCUCCGCAAUCCACAUAUGCCAAUUUCCCAGCAGCUACCUCAGAUACUUAUGGUCAGGGUGUAUAUCAACCCACUUUACCGCAACAGACUGUGAUGAUGCCCCCUCAUCCUACUCAGGGACACUCCGCUGUCCAGAGCAAUGGACAGGGUGACCUUGCGUUUAACCAGAGCUCGGUCUAUGGGAACUAUGCUGUGCCGGUGCAGCAGAGUCCAGUACCUCAGUCCGGAAAAUGCUUCCAGGAUGUGCCAGACUUGUCCAGUUACUUCAUGGGCAUGAAUGUCUAUGAUCAAAGAAGUGGCGGAGACACUCAGUCCACUCCGCCACAUCCUUAUCCGCAGCCCCCACCGUCUACAACUCAAGCUCUGCAGACUGUGCAGGCAGUUCCACCGAAUUACUGGCAGCCUCCACCUAACCAAAUAACUCCUCAGCAGACAAUGUACUUCGUACCACCUCCAGGAGCAGCUAUGUCGGUUGGUCAGAAUCCAGCGGAGAGACAACCAUCGCACCAACAGCAGAGGUUUACGACGAGUUACUCCUUCAAUCCGCAAACCAUGACACCUCCGAGCCAAUCGACCUCUAAUUACGUAAGCAGUUAUCCAAUACCGUAUAAUUCCAUGCCAACUGUAACACCGGCACCAGGGGAUUAUUCUUAUCAACCACCGGUUCACAUGGUUCCUGCUUAUUAUCCACCCGGUCAACCCAGUAUGCAACCUCCACCCGUUAUGUACAGGGUUCCUACUCCACCGAACACUCCGACAUCUAAUCAGAUGCCUGGUAUGCCACUGAUGUACGUGAAUUCUGGUAGCUAUCCAUCACCAGCCAUGGUGUCCACCGGAACCUUCGGUCAUCAUCAGGUCGGUCCCAAUGGUACCUCUCCUGCCCCGGCUGGAGCCUACAUGAGUCCUGCAUUGGUUCCCAACCUCGUCUUCAGGCAAAACGUUCCUGUUGUCGCUGGCGUUCGUGCCUCGACACCGGGUAACUCACAGAGAGCAAGCCGGUCACCAACACCGGCGCAUGAACUCUUCGGUCCUGGGAGCGGGGAUAGAAGCGCACAACAACAGCCACGUUAUCCACUGCCAAUGUAUCAGGGUGUCCAUAUCGUGCAGGGAGAAAUGAGACUGAUGCAUCCCGGAGUACCAGGUAAUCCUAGACUGCAGUAUGCACCAGUUGCAUCGCCACCAGUUGUUCAAGGUUGUCCUAGACCCUAUCGACCACCAUCUUACUCUUCGAACACCUCCGGUGGUGGAACUCCCACCUCGUUCGAUGGGAGAAAUCCGAAGAUUCGGAAACCGAGGUCCAAAGUAGCAACAUUACCACCGAGCGGUGCCCGAUCGAACCUCUAUCAAACUCCUUCCAUGCCUUCGCUCUCAUCAGGUGCACCGAAAGAUAUCAGAGAAGGGACCGUGAAGGUGACAAUCACCCAUCGAAACCAGUUGGUACAAUAUUAAUGAUAAAUCGUGAGAAGUGAAGAGAGGCAGGAGCCACCGCUGGUACAAAAGGA
Messenger RNA from Orussus abietinus, 3881 nucleotides. RefSeq names its product R3H domain-containing protein 1. The coding region runs from base 1 to 3828 and encodes 1275 amino acids. NCBI's taxonomy places the organism in Eukaryota, Metazoa, Arthropoda, Insecta, Hymenoptera, Orussidae. The record is from RefSeq and is a predicted model, not a curated record. Gene Ontology annotation, molecular function: nucleic acid binding. The transcript is spliced from 16 exons.